Molecule: messenger RNA, 3064 nt
Organism: Triticum dicoccoides
Lineage: Eukaryota; Viridiplantae; Streptophyta; Magnoliopsida; Poales; Poaceae
Exons: 10
Coding region: 99-2774 (891 amino acids)
Source: RefSeq, a predicted model, not a curated record
AGCCGCUCGCUUGGGGUCGGGUCUCGCCGUCGUCGUCGGUAGGUCAGGUCAGGGCAGGGCAGGUCAGGUCAGGUCAGGUCAGGUCAGGUGAGGUGGUGAUGGCGUCCAGCCUCGCCGCCGCUUCUCCGUCUCCGUCUCCGGCGUGCUGCUCGCUCCAGCUCCACCUCCUCCGCCGCCCCGCCCUAGUCGUGUUUCCCAAAGUCGGACGCCCCCACCUCCGCCUCCCUCUCCGCCUCCGGGCCCAAGCAUCCCCUUCCCCUUCCCCGGAUCCCGAAGCCGAAGCCGACGACUCCUUCGCCGGCUGGUCGGACCAAGACAAUAAGGAUUCUGCUGCUGAUUCAGGAGGAGGGCCAUUCGGAGGCCUUGUUGGACCUGCCCUUGCUGGCCUCCUCUUCCUCGCCGGCGUCACAUUCGCAGCAAUCUCACUCAGACCCACAGGAUCAAAGGCACCCAUCCAAACCUUUUUGCCCACACACACUGAGGCAACGGCCGAUACUACUCCUGACCAGCAAGAAGAAGCUGACGCUGACGCUGCUGCUGCUCAGGCUUUGUCACCAGCCGAUGAUACCCUGGAUGCCACUAGUGAGGCAACGCCAUUGCCUAAUAAUCUACAAACAGACGACAAAAUACCCGAGGAAGCAGCUCAACAUGAUGACAUGGACAACCACCAAUUGGAUCUGGAUCGCGGCAGCAGUCACCUAGAUCCGACCACCGAUAAAUACAUUGCUUCACAAGAUGACACUCCUGUGACUGAUUCACCUCAAUCUUUGGUCCCUGCUUAUGAUCCAACCUCUGAGGACGCAUUUUUAUUAUUAUUGGACUCUGAACCCAGUUUGCCAGAAAACCAGGAUACUACUUUCACUUCAGAUAUUAUGGUGCUCGAGUCAGGUGAUGUUGUGCAAAUAUCCGACGCUGUGGCUGAGGUUAAACAUUUACAAGAUACAGAGCAGAAUCCUCAACUUUCUUCUACUCAAGAUGGAAUUUCUUCUGCAUCCACUUUUCCUGAUUAUGUGGCAUAUGGAAGCACUGACCGGAUGCUUCCAUCGGGCUCGAAUGACUUACCCACUCAAGACGCUAACCAAGGAAAGGCGAUACAAGACCCAGCAUCAGACCAGGAUCAAGGACGAAAUGCCAAACCUUUCUCUUCUGGAAUUGGAAUUCCUGCUCCCUCUCUGCUCUCUGCAGCUUUACAGGUGCCUGCUGGCCACAUUGUGGUUCCAGCGGCAGUUGACCCUACCCAGGGAAAUGCAUUGGCCGCGCUGCAACUUCUAAAGGUGAUUGAACCUGAUGCUCGAGCUGGUGAUUUGUGUACCCGACGUGAAUACGCUCGAUGGUUGGUAGUUGCAAGCAAUUCCCUUUCGAGGAACACUUACUCAAAAGUUUAUCCAGCAAUGUACAUCGAGAACGUGUCUGAACUUGCAUUUGAUGACGUCACCACUGAAGAUCCUGAUUUUCCAUUUAUACAAGGACUGGCAGAAGCAGGGUUAAUUUCUAGCAAGCUUUCAAGAUCUGAUAUGAACAUCGCUGAAAACAUUCAGGACAACCAUUACUUUUUCUCCCCGGACAGUCCCUUGUCACGUCAAGACCUUGUGAGUUGGAAGAUGGCUUUGGAUAAAAGGCAACUACCUGAAGUUGACAAAAAUUCUUUGUACAAGACAUCCGGCUACAUAGACAUUGAUAAAAUUGAUACAGCUGCAUGGCCUGCUUUGGUGGCUGACUUGGGUGCUGAAGACCAGAGCAUCACGGCUCUUGCAUUCGGUUUUACAAGACUUUUCCAGCCAGACAAACCUGUGACAAAAGGACAAGCUGCCCUGGCACUUUCAACUGGUGACUAUGCUGAAGUGGUUAUGGAGGAGCUUGCUCGUAUUGAAGCAGAUAAAAUAGCUGAAGCGGCUGUGAACGCUCAUGGGGCAUUGGUCGCUGAGGUGGAGAAACAAAUUAAUGCAAGUUUUGAAAGGGAGCUUACAAGGGAAAAGGAAAAAAUAGAGACCCUUGAAAAGCUGGCUGAAGAGGCCAGGGCUGAAUUGGACAAGUUGAGAGCAGAGAGAGAGGAGGAAAAGAAUGCUCUGCUUAGGGGCAGAGCUACCGUCGAAUCUGAAAUACAAGUUCUUUCAAAGUUGAGGUGUGAAGUAGAGGAGCAGCUGCAGAAUGUGCUGAGCAAGAAGGUCGAGAUCAACUUUGAGAAGAACAGGAUUGAGAAACUUCAAAAGGAAAUCGAGAAUGAAAACCAGGCUGCUGUGCAACUUCAGUACGAGCUUGAAGUUGAAAGGAAGGCUUUGUCUAUGGCCAGGGCUUGGGCAGAGGAUGAAGCAAAGAAGGCCAGGGAGCAUGCUCGCGCACUCGAGGAGGCCCGGAACCAAUGGGAGCGACAGGGAAUCAAAGUUGUCGUUGAAGCAGGGCUUGAGGACGACGCAUCGGCCGGAGUGACAUGGGCUAAUGCUGGCAAAGAACACCCAGUCGACGAGGCAAUCAACCGGGCGGAGUCGUUGCUGGAGAAGCUCAAGUCGUUUGCUGGUGAGAUGAAAGUGCGAUCCAGCCAUGCCCUGGAGAGAGUAAUGCAAUACGUGAGGUCCUUGAUCUCAAGCCUAAAGCAGCGAGCGGCGGAAGCAAGGCAAGGGUGCGCAGAUCUUGGGGCUGCUGCAGCCUCAAAGGCAAAGAAUGUGUCAUCAGAAGCCAAGGCGUUUGGUUCAAGCGUCGGGGACAGGUCGAAGAAGGUCGUGGAGGAGUGCAAAGAUGGCUUGGAGAAGCUUGUGCACAGAUUCAAGACAGACUAGCUGCUGGCUGGUAAAGAAAGCUUCACGUGUUGUGUAUGUGAGACCAGACAAUUUAUAGCCGAAGAAGAGAGAGAGAGAGAGAGAGAGGAGCCAUAGGAAGGAGGAAUAAAUUUCAGAUGACAUUUUGCAUGAUGCUGUAAUGUGUACAUUUUGGGUGUUGUUGUAAAUGAAUAUGAACAUACCGAAGGUGACCUAGCAGAGGUUGGUUCCAUGGAAUGGAAUGGAAUAAUAAGCCCGUUUUGCUCUGUACGUUACGUUAAUGAAAUCAAACUUGAGUUUUGUUGAGUAAA